AUGGCGAUAAUCAUCAUCUUCAACAUUUUUCUUACGCUUUUGCUAACCCUUCGCAUAGUGCUCACUUUGCUAAAAUAUAUCGUCUCCAACUUGUUUCGAUACGGUGGAGUCGCUUCGGGUCUUCACGAAGAACAUGUAUGCUUGGUUGAUCUUCCGAUUAUUCGGUUCCAAGAUUUGCAAUACAUCCGGCAGAGAUCUGUGGACGGGAUGUGCUUCAUCUGUUCCAAUGAUUACAACGGUGAUGAGGUGGUUACUCAGCUCAGCCGGUGUGGUCACGCCUUCCACUCUGACUGUAUCGGAAAACUCCUUCGCGAGAAGGAGACCUGGUGUCCGUAUUGCCAGACACCAGUGUUCUCCGGGCUUUCACAUGUGGCUUUGAAGAGUUUUUGA
Molecule: messenger RNA, 390 nt
Organism: Helianthus annuus (common sunflower)
Lineage: Eukaryota; Viridiplantae; Streptophyta; Magnoliopsida; Asterales; Asteraceae
Product: E3 ubiquitin-protein ligase ATL4-like
Exons: 1
Coding region: 1-390 (129 amino acids)
Source: RefSeq, a predicted model, not a curated record